Molecule: messenger RNA, 939 nt
Organism: Papaver somniferum (opium poppy)
Lineage: Eukaryota; Viridiplantae; Streptophyta; Magnoliopsida; Ranunculales; Papaveraceae
Exons: 2
Coding region: 1-939 (312 amino acids)
Molecular function (GO): nucleic acid binding; zinc ion binding
Source: RefSeq, a predicted model, not a curated record
AUGACGGUUUCUCAAUUGGACAAGAAGUUCAGUGAAUUGGAACGUUUUGGGGAUAACUUGGUCAAUACGCCGUUACGAAGAGCAAGAAAACUUCAGGAUGCACUGAAACCUGUCAUCUGUGCUAGGUUAGUACCAUGUCGCCUCACCACUUAUGAUGAUGUUCUUGAAACUUCAUUAGCUAUAGAAGCUGAUUGGAUCAAAAACCAAAAGGAAAGGGAGCCGAGAGAUCCCAAGAGGAACCAGAAGACGGACCCAUCGACUCAUCGAAAACGUCCGCGUACUGAUGCCACUGGGAAAGACGUUGCACCAAAACCUUGUUUUCACUGUGGAGUUGUGGGUCGCUACGCGAGGGAUUGUCCUAAAUCGAAGCCACUUGGACAACUAAAUGCAAUCUCGGGGCCUCCAAAUCAGAGACAGUUUCAGAAUGCCCUAAGGCCGAAUUUCCAAGCACGAAAACCAUACCAUCCGCAAAACAAUGCACCACCCUUCCAACCAAGAGGUCAGCCAAAUGUUCCGGGGCAGCUGAACCACAUUGCUACUGUUGAGAAGAGGACUGAAAACUCCGAAAUUGAGGGUAACUUCCUGAUCUUUAGUUCUCUUGCUAAAGUUUUGUUUGAUUCUGGAGCUACUCAUUCGUUCAUAUCAUUACAUUUAGCUGCUUAUCUUGGUUUGAAACCAGUACCCAUGGGGUUUACAUUGAACGUAUCUUCACCGCUAGGAAAUGUAGUGUCCCUUAGUAAAUUUUGCAAGGAUUGUGAGAUAACUUUUGGUGACUACAGAGUGAAAAUAGAUUUAAUAUCGAUGAGUCUCCAAGAUUAUGAUGUCAUUAUUGGUAUGAACUGGUUGUCACAAAACCAAGCUAUACUAGAAUGUUUUGAGAAGAAAAUCUCUUUCCAAUCAUCAGAUGGAAGUCGAGUGUCUGUCCAAGGAGAAAGGUGA